UCUGAUUCAUAUAAGUGGAAUUAGACACCGUGCAGCAUGUUCUCAGUACGCAUUGUGAGUGCUGAUUACUACAUGACCAGGCCUCUGCAGCUCCUGGAUGUGUGCUACUCCCAUUUCAGGGAGACAGAGGUGCAGAAAGUGCCUGUGGUCAGGAUUUUUGGAGCCACGCCUGCAGGUCAGAAGACGUGUCUGCACCUGCAUGGCGUGUUUCCCUACAUCUAUGUGCCCUAUGACGGAUUUGGGCAGCAGCCAGAGCGAUACCUGCGCCAGGUAGCCUUCAGCAUCGACCGCGCCAUCAACGUCAGCAUGGGCAACCCGUCCUCAAAUGCACAGCACAUCUUCAAGGUCACCCUUGUCUCUGGCAUGCCUUUCUACGGGUUCCAUGCUCAGGAAAAAGCCUUUAUGAAGAUUUACCUCUACAACCCUCAGAUGGUUAAAAGGGUGUGUGAGCUGCUGCAGGGUGGAGCUGUGAUGAAUAAGUGUUUCCAGCCUCAUGAAGCUCACAUCCCGUUCCUCCUUCAGUUCUUUAUCGAUUACAACCUGUACGGCAUGAAUCUCAUCCACCUAUCCGCUGUACGCUUUAGAAUCCAUAAACCAGAAGCUGAUGAACAGUGUAAGAGCAGAGUAGAGGAUGACAGCAUGUUGAAGAACUCGAACCUCAGUGACAGUGUUCAGGGGGGAACCUUCGCUCGAUGGGAUGAGAGUCAUUUACCCAGCUCUCUGAUUGUAGAGGAUGCAGUAAGGGUGAGUGUGUGUGAGCUGGAAGUAGACGCUGUGGCGACAGAUAUCCUCAACCGCCUGGAAAUUGAGAAUCAGAUUGGUCGGAAUCCAGGACUGCAGGCCAUUUGGGAGGAUGAGAAGCAGAGGAGGAGAGAGAAGAACCAGAACUCUCAAAUAGAAACUCCUCAAUCACAGGAUCGUCCUUGUGUGGAGCCUGUGGAGAGUGAACGUGUCUUCAUGAAGAGAUUAAAGGAGAAGCUGAGGGAGAACCAAUUUGACAUCACACAGAGCGAUACAUUAGUUGAGGAUGAGGAAGACGAGGAGGAGGAGGAGGAAUUCCCUAAUCUCUCACUUCAUACUGAUGAUCUAAGUCCUGAUCUGCCCCUUGUUCCUGCCAGCCAGGUGGAGGUGCACAGGGACACACCCACAGAUGUUAGAAGAUCAGGUGGAAAAGAUGCUGAGGUGGCUGUUGUGGAUGAAGAAGCCAUCCUCAGUUUGCUGGAGAGCAGUCAGACCUUCCUGCCCCUGUCCCCAAAAUCUAACAAGUCCCUUAUUCUAGAUAACAGCCAGGAUCAGGCGUUGGUGGAGUUCCUGGAAGGGCUUGCAGAUGAUGGGUUUAGAAAGGAUGUGCCCAUCAGUGCGUCCUAUCAGCAUCUGUCUGGAAGUGUGAACUGUCCGUACAACAGUGAUGAGGAAGAAGCCGUGCCCCAGCUGGAGAAGGAGGAGGCGGAGCUAAGCAUAUUGAUGUCACAAAGAUGGGAUAGUGACAUGCCUGGACCCUCCAACAGACUGCUAAUGAAGGAUGGAAACGAGAGCUCUGGUGACGAACAGAACGAAUCAUCAGAAGAAGAGAUGGACUGGAGUGGAAGCAACAAUCUUUUUGCUGACCUGUCUAUCCCUCAGCUGGAUGGUGCUGCAGAUGAGAACAGUGAUUCAUCUUUGUCUGACAAAGGAUCCAGAACUCACUCAUCGCUUCCUGCAAAUGAUAAGAUUUUGAGCCAGAGAAACCACUUCCAGAGCGAAACUGUUUCUCAGUCUUCAGCUAAAAUCCUUCUCCAGUGCAAACACCCAGAGCACAGACAGUCACUGGCACUUGAUAAGCUGGAACCAGCGGAUAAGCACUUUCCUGCUAACAACCAAGAGGCCAGUAAACCUGUAACUGGUCACAAAGUAAAUAAAGAGAUCCCGUACAUUCCACCAGUAAAGCACCCCAUCCCAUCGAAUGUGUCACAGACCAGUGCUGAGAAGGUGGCAGGGCACCCACUUCACUCUAAUGAAAACAAAGCUGCUGCCCAACCCGAUUCGGACAGUUUGAGCUUUGGGAGUUCAAAACUUUCCCAGAGCUGGAGAAAGCACAAGAGCAUUAAGAAUGACGACAAGAAUCAUUUAUCCAUUCUGCAAAAUUCAAGUCUCUCAGUGUGUCUGUCCGAUCUUCGGAGCUGUCCUACUGAAACUGAGCUUGAUCUGAGUAAAAAAGACGAGGCAGAAAGUCCAGCUGCAAAAGAUUUGGACAAAGCCUACAGUCCAGUGGAAGAUCCUGAGCCUUUUGUACUCCAGGAGGGUGAGAUAAGCCAGGAUGGUGAAGAGGAUGAUGUUGGUGAGCUUAAGAUUAGAUAUGAGGACUACCAAGAGAACAAAACAGGGAGAAAAAAUGUGGCCCAUCAGGAGGAUCAUUACAAGUUUUUUCCCAGUGUUAUUCUUUCCAAUUGCCUUUCAAGGCCAGUGAAGAAGCAGGUCGGGAGUAAGACUGCUGAUAGUCUGGAUCAGCCUGAGCAAAAAAGGUUGCGGUUAAAGUUAAGCAAGAAAAAAAGUCAGAAAAGGGAAAGUCUGACCGAAAGUCCUGAAACCCCCAAAAAUGAGGUGGCUGCAGACUCACCAGUUCAACAAAACAUGGAAACAGACGAGCAAGUUCAGAAGGAAAUAUUUGUACCAGAUAAAUGUGAUUCAGCUUUAGAAAAAGGUCCUGAUGAAGAUUCUGGCAAGGAUAAUCUUUUAGAUCUUCCUGACCAAAUAGUGUGCACCAAGGUCUCCAGUCUGCCAGGCAGCAAGUAUACCCUACGCACAAAGCGCAAAAUUAUGAGUUAUGACAGCGAGGACGGCGAUUACCAAUGUUCUCGUACUUUCAAACAAUCCUCAGUACAUCAAGAGGGCUUUAAAGACAACCUGGGGGUCCUCAGUGGUAAUCGGAAGAAGAGAAAGCUGUCUAAAAAAGAGCCACCGAUUAUAAUCAAAUACAUCAUCAUUAACCGGUUUAAAGGCCAGAAAAAUAUGUUGGUCAAGAUGGCGAAGGUUAGCGCAGAUGAACCUCAAGUGGUUCUGACACCAGACAAGCUUGAGCAACUAGAGAAACUUGCCCCUCUCAAAAACUUCUGGCCCAAGGUUCCAGAGUCAACAGCAGUUCGAUUUCCAAUUCCAGAGCCAAAGGUUAAGAAACAAACCAAACGGAAGGUCAAGGUUCCCUCACAAAUAGUGAAACCCAGUAGCUCCCCAAAACCAAGGUCUAAAAAAGACAACAACAGAAGAAACAAGAAGUUUAAGACUGAGAUAGAUUUACCCAAAUUGCCAACACCUUGGCCUUGCUACAAUGACCUCACUGGUGACUUCUGCUCUGAGUAUUCUGAUGUAAUGUUGGAGUUGGGUUACCUUUCUGAGAGGGCAGCUAGUCCUGCUGAUUCGACUCCCCCACGAUGCUGGUCUCCAUCUGACCCCAUUUUAGAGGCAGACUCUAAAGAUCACUUAAUAAGCCCUUAUAGUGAUCCUUGCCUUGGCUCACCAUAUGAAGGAAUGCCGGCAGGUCUUAAAGGCAGAAGAAGGGCAUCCAGACCAAGAAAGAAUUCUGGUGCAAGCCCAAAAAGAAGAAACACCAACCCACCAGCUAAUGGAGAUUCCACAACAAAAAACAUCCGUAAAAAGUCACGCAAACCACAGAAAGACCUUGAUCUUAAAAUAGGAACUAACAACUCUAAAUCUUCGUUCCAAAAAGGCAGACGGUUGAGCAAGAAGAUUCUGGUUGAGGGGUCUGCAGAUGUUCAUGUAAUUGCAGACCCAUUAAAUACUUCCCAGUGUUUGUAUCCAGCCGAUGACCUUCAACCUACACAAGGCUCAUCCAGCGAUUUGACUCCCUACCAGCAUCCAGAUUCCCAGCGACAAGAAUUUCAGUUCAGUAGUUCAAGUUCUCAAACUCCAAAAUCCACCCCUGAAGCAAAGUCUGAGCAGAGCCAGUCUAGCUGUGGGGUUCACCUGGGCUUUAGUGUUGCUGCUGCUUCUAAACAAGGUUCUCAGUUUUCUCAAAAUGCUGCUAAUCCUUUUUCUAAAAUGUGCACCGAUGGUAAUUUCUCUCCAUCUGCAAAGACGUCUAGAUUAUGUUUCUCAGAUGUUAAACAUGGAAGUCAAGAUGGGAAUGAUUUGCCCAAUCCAACUGAAAUGAAAUUAGAACCCUCAGAAGCAGAACCAGCCUCUAAAACUCUACAGCCAUUGCAGAAAGACACAAAGAUGCCUGCAAAACCUAAAAGACGCUCAUCCAAAAAGAAGGAAUUGGCAGAAAAUACAACUUUGAACUUAACUCCUGAGUUGACACCCUUAAAUAAUAAUCCACCAGAUAAUCCUCAGAAAGAUCCCUCUGAACUCCAUUUGGUGCCAAAGAAUGGAGAGACCCCGUCUCAACCAAGUAUGCCCUCUGGACUUGCUGUCUUAAAGGCACUUCUUCAAAAAAGACAGCUCAAAGAAGGACAAGGCUCAGUGGAAACCAUACCUAAGAGUGUUUCUACUGCUAUACAACUUCCAGAAGUUACUGCCAAACCUAAGAAGAUGUCUUUACCUACACCAAGAAAGCCCAGAGUCCAGAAAACUCAGGUGCCAAAAGAGACGAAGCCACGAAGCAGGAAAGGAAAGAAUGGCAAGUCAGAGGACCGUGUUAAAUCAGAACUUCCUUUUUCUGAUGGAAGUCCUGUGUUUUUGUCUGAUCCUGGAUUUGACAGCUCCUUCUCCUUUGAAGAUAGCUUAUCUCCUGAGGUUCCUCGUAACAGCUUUGACAUUAAUACUGUUUGUAUUGUAAACUCCAGUUUGUAUUGCAGUAGCCAGUUUGUUCUCACUGACAAGAAUUUGCCUCAGACGUUCCUCAGUGAUGUCAAACAGGAACCUGUAUCCCCUCUGGCUUUGGAAAGUGGGCAAGGAAAAGCACAAGGCAUUGUGGAGAGCAGCAUAAAUGAAUCAGAGUGGCAAAAGCCUGGGCAUGUCAGCCCUGAACUUUUUGAAAAGUUGCCUGCUGGUAAUGUGGAUGGGCUUUUAAAUGAGAUCCCUCUGUCUCUGAUGGACAAAGGGAACAGAGAUUGGGGUGCUUGUUUGGCUAAGAUGAACCACAGCCACUUUCAAGACUUUUACUGUGAAAAAAACGACCUUUUACUAGGACAAGACCCCUUCUUACCACUUACGUCUGUCUCUUUUUCUGAUAAUGGUGUGUCCCCUACAGGGGAUCUGCUAGACGGUAGUGAGGCAUUUACCUCCACGACUCCCAGCAGUUCACCACGCUCUAUCAGUUCAUUAUCACAACUAAGAAAUGGUAGCCAGGCUCAGAAGAGUACAGGAGCUCAUAUUCUCAAACCUCUCAUGUCCCCUCCGAAUCGAGAGGAGAUCCUCUCCACCCUGCUGGAGCUGGACCUUCCAGAGGCCACCUACCAAGAACCCUUUUGCAGUGACCCAUCUGAUGUACCUGUGAAACCAAGAGAGGUUGGUGGCCGGAAGCUUCUCCUGGAAACGAAGCUUGCAAACGAUCUGACAGAGUUCAUCGGUGGUUUAUCACAAGAGGGUCUGCAGUUUUGGAAAACCGCAUUUUCUGCUAUGACUCGUGCAGGUCCUUCACCUAGUCAGGGUGCUGAGCCUCUAAAAUCUGCCAAAGAUCAAAAAGAGGGCAGUUUGUCCCCAAAUAGUGACCAGAAAAUAAUCCUGUUACCCUGUAAAAGCGCACCAAGCCGAGAACGAGUGCAGCUUUGGCUCCAAGCAAAGAAACAGUUCGAGUGUCUUCAGAGGGAUCGACAAAAAAGAUUGGGGCCAAAAAAUAUAAAGGUGGACCAGGACAAACCUAAAAUUGAACUGAACCAUGAGGACGGGGGGUCUAAAAUAGUAUCAGACUUGCAGGCGCUCAGACGGAAAGAGUUGACUUUGCCUCUUAGUGCAUCACCAGUCCAGGCUGAAACAUCCACCAGCAGCCCACAAGAUAUAAAAUAUGACAUGAAUACUGAAACUAUAGGACAAGAAGAAGGAGAAGGAAACUCGCUCAAACAGAGUGCAUCUCCAGACCCGUCUGACCUGCCACCAUGGCAGGAACCAGAUCAGAGUCCUGGACGAACGAAUCUUAGCAGGCGUGAUUCAGCUGUUGAAUCGGCAUCUCCUAAACUAAGUGGAUCUAGCGACCCUACCUCACCAGAAAGCAUUAAACCAAAGCAGUUCCUCAGUCCAUUGCCAUUUCCUUUAAAAGUGCAGGAUGAAGAGGGUUCGAGCCCCGGCCCAAUACACAGCACCCCCAUCCUGAACAAAAGAAGAAGCACAGCUGACCCCCAGCUCAGCAGCCCAGGAUCAGAAGAUGUGGAGCCGAAAUCUAGAAGACUCCAGCAGAGGAGGAUCAGCAACACCAGUGCAUUACGCAGAGUUCUGCUGACCACUCAGAUGAAGAAUCAGUUUGCCGGGUUGAAUGUAUCCAGAGGAGACGGCUCUCAGAUCGAAGGUCCAUCACUCUGUAACUCAUACGGGUUUAAAGUGGGGAUGCAGAACCUGCACGACGCCAAAGCUCUACACGAGGUGCAGCAUCUGACCGUGAUGAGUAUGGAGCUGCAUGCUCGGACACGCCGGGAUUUGGAACCCGACCCCGAGUUCGACCCGAUCUGUGCCUUAUUUUACUGCCUCAGCUCAGACAGCCCGCUUCCUGAUUCGGAGAAGAAACAGAUAACUGGAGCUGUGGUCAUUGAUAAAGACUGUCACUCUACAGGACAGGGCUUGAGGAGCACGGCGCCCCUGCUGGUGAGAUCAGGUGUUGCAGAUCUGCAGGUCAGUUAUGCUGCCGAUGAAAAGGAGCUUUUUGAGGAAAUCUGCAGAAUAAUGAAAAAGUAUGAUCCUGAUAUAUUGGUGGGCUAUGAGGUUCAGAUGCACUCGUGGGGUUACCUGUUACAGCGGGCAUCAGCACUGAGCGUUGAUUUGUGCCAACAACUCUCUCGAGUGCCAGGUGAUGCGAAAGAGAACCGCUUCACUGAGGAUAAAGAUGAGUACGGUGCAGAGGUCAUGUCAGAAAUCCAUAUUGUUGGGCGAAUCACCAUCAACCUGUGGCGAAUCAUGAAAACUGAGGCAGCACUGAAUAUCUACACCUUUGAGAAUGUGGCGUUUCACUUGCUGCACCAGCGCUUUCCUCUCUACACACAUCGUUCACUCUCUGACUGGUUCGACCACAGCACACACCUGUACAGGUGGAAGAUGGUGGAUCACUAUGUGAGCAGGGUGUGUGGUGUGAUGCAGCUCCUGCAGCAGAGGGACAUUGUGGGUCGUACCAGCGAGUUUGCUCGCGUUUUUGGGAUUCAGUUCUACCACGUCCUUACCCGUGGGUCACAGUACCGCGUAGAGGCGAUGAUGUUACGUCUUGCUAAGCCACUCAACUACAUAGCGGUGACUGCCAGCACGGCUCAGCGUGCCCAGCAGAGGGCACCUCAGUGUAUCCCGCUGGUGAUGGAACCCGAGUCUCGUUUCUACAGUAACUCGGUUCUGGUGCUGGACUUCCAGUCUCUGUACCCGUCUGUUGUCAUUGCCUACAACUACUGUUACUCUACGUGCCUGGGCCACACCCACAGCCUCGGAACAUCGGACGAGUUUCGCUUUGGUUGUACGACUCUGCGUGUUCCUCCCGACCUUCUGUAUCAGCUCCGUAACGACAUCAACAUCUCACCCAACGGAAUCGCCUUCGUUAAGUCAUCAGUACGUAAAGGUCUGAUGCCACAGAUGUUGGAGGAGAUCCUUCACACUCGGUUCAUGGUGAAGGCAGCGAUGAAGUCGUAUCGUGGUGAUGAAGGUCUGACGAGGCUUCUCGACGCCCGCCAGCUCAGCCUGAAACUCAUCGCUAACGUGACCUUCGGCUACACCGCGGCUAACUUCUCCGGCCGCAUGGCCUGUGUGGAGUUGGGUGACAGUAUCGUACACAAGGCGAGAGAAACACUAGAGCGAGCCAUUAAACUGGUGAACGAAACCAAAAAAUGGGGAGCCCGGGUGGUGUACGGAGAUACGGACAGUAUGUUUGUGUUGUUGAAGGGAGCGACUAAAGAACAGGCGUUUAAAAUCGGCAGUGAAAUCGCUGAAGCUGUGACCGCCACCAACCCCAAACCCAUCAAACUCAAGUUUGAGAAGGUAUACCUGCCGUGUGUGUUACAGACUAAGAAGCGCUACGUAGGUUAUAUGUACGAGACUUUGGAUCAGAAGGACCCUGUGUUUGACGCUAAAGGCAUCGAGACCGUACGCCGCGAUGGCUGCCCUGCUGUUGCCAAGAUCCUGGAGAGGUCGUUGAAGCUGUUGUUUGAGACGAGGGACAUCUCUCAGGUGAAGCAGUAUGUACAGAGACAGUGUGUGAAGAUUCUGGAGGGCAGAGCCAGUCUACAGGACCUCACCUUUGCUAAAGAGUACCGGGGCAGCGCCUCCUACAAGCCCGGAGCAUGUGUGCCCGCUCUGGAACUCACCAGGAGGAUGAUGGGGCACGAUCGGCGGCUGGAGCCACGGGUCGGUGAGCGGGUACCAUAUGUGAUUGUGUACGGUACUCCUGGAGUUCCUUUGAUCCAGCUGGUUCGUCGCCCUUUCGAGGUCCUGCAGGAUCCCAGCUUGCGCCUCAACGCCACUUAUUACAUCUCCAAACAGAUCCUGCCCCCUCUGGCCCGCAUCUUCAACCUGAUCGGAGUGGACAUGUUCAGCUGGUACCACACACUGCCCCGGGUGCAGAAGGCGUUGUACCCAGCGGGGGCCGCCGUGGGGGACGAGUUAGGGAGGAAGGGUACGAUCUCUCAGUACUUCACCACACUGCACUGCCCUGUGUGUGACGAACUGACACAGCUGGGAGUGUGUGCACGCUGCAGGGCCGAACCUCAGCGGGUUGCCGUAACACUGCACCAAAACCUCCGGGAGUGGGAACUGCAACAGGACCAGCUACUAAAGGUGUGUAGGAGCUGUAGUGGUGCUGCAGAUCGACAGUCCGUCUGCGUCUCUCUGGAUUGUCCUGUCCUGUACAAACUUUCCAGAAUCAAUCGACAGCUUGCUAACGCCCCCUACCUCCGCCAACUGCUACAACAGAUCUGAUCUUCGUGCUGAUGUGGUGCUACAGUUUGAGUGUUUGUGUAUCUGAGUUAAAAAUGGUGCUUUAUUCUUUUUAAUAGUCAGUGUGUGUGUGUGUGUGUGUGUGUGUGUGUGUGUGUGUGUGUGUGUGUGUGUGUGUGUGUGUUAUGCGCCCAGUUUGCUGCAUUAUUGUUUGGGUACCUGUGUUGUGUGUUUAUGUGGAACAACAUCCAAUCAGAGACAGUUAAUCAUGGGUAACGAUCUUGUCUUCUCCGCUGAUGGCAUAUACAGACUGAUCUAGAACGCUGUGCAGGGUGUGUGCAGUAUUUCAGAGUAUUAACACUAGCGUUUCGGUGUAGCGUUGAUUUUUUGCAGUGGAUUUUAUAAACAGAAUUUGGAUACAUUCUGUCCUGUGGGAGAAUAAAAGGAAAACAAGACUUAUUUCUGUUUUCUUUCUGUUUGUUUUUGUAUUUAACCGCUCCAACGUUACGUGACUUUACAAAAAUCAAAGUGCUGAAGGUGUUAAAUCACUGCAGGUUUGAAUUUCUCUGCAGCUUUUUAUUGGUCUGUGUAAAUAGCUCCUGUACAGUAAGCAGGCAUGUUCCAAAAACCAGGUCACAAGUUUAUAGCGCAAUAUUCAAAACACACAAUAUUAUCAGGGACGCUUUUGAACACGCUCAUUUGGAAGGAAGUUUUUUAAAGAGAGAAAUCUGUAUCAGUGAAAAAUCAUCCAUAAUCCAUAUUUUGUACGUGAACAUGGACUGAAGUAUUCAAAUGGGUAAAGUUCUGGGAAGUUGUAAUGAACCGUGAUAAAAUGUGUGAUUAUUGUGAUUAUUGUACCUGCCUGAUUGUAGCUGCCUGACAGUGAAAAUGUUUCUAAAAGAAAGAAGAAAAGGAAGCAUAUUGUUAAGAUGAAAGUAACAUCUUUGUUUGGGUUUGUUGUUGGGUUUUUUUUU
This is a messenger RNA of Trichomycterus rosablanca, 9968 nucleotides long. RefSeq names its product REV3 like, DNA directed polymerase zeta catalytic subunit (gene rev3l). Gene Ontology annotation, cellular component: nucleus; zeta DNA polymerase complex. The record is from RefSeq and is a predicted model, not a curated record. The transcript is spliced from 32 exons. The coding region runs from base 37 to 9036 and encodes 2999 amino acids. Gene Ontology annotation, molecular function: DNA-directed DNA polymerase activity; nucleotide binding; DNA binding. Gene Ontology annotation, biological process: error-prone translesion synthesis; double-strand break repair via homologous recombination. NCBI's taxonomy places the organism in Eukaryota, Metazoa, Chordata, Actinopteri, Siluriformes, Trichomycteridae.